Molecule: messenger RNA, 1344 nt
Organism: Prorocentrum cordatum
Lineage: Eukaryota; Dinophyceae; Prorocentrales; Prorocentraceae
Source: the annotation of a GenBank genome assembly
CGCCGGGUAGUGGGCUGCCGGCGCGGGGUGUGCUCGGCGACUGAGCUGGGCCGAGUGCUGAUCGCGACGCCCGACCUCGACGUGUACGAGGAGGACUAUCGAGCAGGAUCGAUGGGCGUGGAUAUUGCGCGAGUGGUUUUCAAUCCUGCGAGGUGGCCGCCCCCAGCAACAGUGCCACGCGCCCAUGUGUACAGGUUCCGAGACGAGCCCACUGGCCAGGAGUAUGCAGCUAUGCGGGCAGCCGCCCGCUCCGAGGCCGAGAGGCUUUGGGUUGCCGACGACAGAGCGGGCGGCGGCCCAGGAGCGCCGAUCCCAGACAACGAGUUCGUGCCGUUCGAGUCGAUCGCCGGCGUGAUGGCUGGGGUCGGCGGGGCUGCCGGGCCAGGGGCCGCGCCUGCGGGGGCCGCGCCUGCGGGGGCGGUGGUGCCGCUUGCGGCCUGGCCCGCAGCGCCGGCGCCCAUCGCGGGCGGCCCCGCGCCAGGCCUUGCGCUGGCGCCAGCCCCGCCCGCGGCAGCGGCACCCGCUGUGCCCGUCGCCGUGGGAGCCCCCGCCGCCGGCGCGGGUGCGGCCGCAGGCGCGGCGCCCCAGGGGCGGCCGCCGGCCAUCCCCGAUGGCCUGCCGAUCGCCGUCCCGGCGAACGGCCUGGCCCCCCUGGGGUGGAGCUGGCGCGCGCUGGAGGACCUGACGGGGCUUGUGGCGUACGGUGACGCGGUGGACAUCGGCGCGGCGGGGGGCCCCGCCCUCGCCGGCGGCGCCGGUCGCCGCCAGGUGGCCCUCCUGCCCAGCGGGCACUCGGUCUUCGUCGCCCUGGUGGCGGACACGGAGAUUGAGCACCUCAAGCGGGAGUUCAGGGGCUCGGAUGCACGGACGCUGCUUGUGGUGAGGACCGCGAUCGGCAGAGAGCGGUCGGGGGCCUCGGUCGUCACCGACUGCCGCGAAGAGGAUGUCCAGGACUUCGGCGUGAAGGCCCCAAGGUCCGUGAAGUGGUGCGCGGCCUACCAGCAGCGUGACGGCGGGCCUGUGCUCCACUCGGAGAUGUGGAAGAGCCGGCGCCGACUGCAGGACAGCGACUUCGGGGUGGCCGAGCACGAGACGCUGAGCAAGGUCGCGCACCGGAAGCUCCAGCUGAUCGAGCACUACUGGGACGAACGACGGCAGGAGCAGCAGCCGGCCAACUCCAAGCUGCCGCUGGACGAGGUGCAGGCCUUCAUGGGAGGAGGCCGAGCCGCCAUCAUGGCGCGUCCUGAAGCGCUGGACCAGGUGGCGAAGAAGCUGGAGAGGAUCGCAGGCAUCAAGAAGAACGCGAGGAAGUUGCGGGAGGAGCAGGCCGCUUUGGCCAAGAAG